AAAUUUUAAAAAAUCCAGAUUUGAAGUAGUGAAGUGAACUGACGACUUUUUCCUCCCCCUGAUAACAGCAUUUUCUAAAGUUUAAAACCAAAAAAUUCCAGGCUCAGAUGCCAGGGUACACAGCCUAUAUAUAUUAUAUAUGUAUAUACAUUUUGGACAAAUCCAAAGAAAACUCAAAACCUGAAACUGUUUCAGUGACAAAAUCAGCCUCCAAAAUAAACAAUGGGAACUUGCUGGCCUUUCAAACAUAUUGUUCUUGUAGCAUUUCUUGCUCUAUCAGUCUCAUUCAAAGCAGCAAAUUCAGACCCUCAAACCAAAUACAUAACUCAUGGAUGUAGCACGUACAAUGCUACUGAUAUGAGGGAUUUCUUCAACAAUCUUAAUUCCAGCUUUGCCGAUCUCAGAAACCAGAUAUCACAACAGAAGAAGUAUUUUGCUACCACAAACCACCCUGUUUAUGCCCUGUUUCAGUGCAGGAAUUACCUUUCCAAUGCUGAUUGUGUUUCUUGUUACGACACCGCCGUUUCCCAGAUCAGGAAUUGCUCUGCUGCUACGGGAGCUCGUGUUCUGUUUGAUGGCUGCUUCUUAAGGUACGAGAGUGCGAUUUUCUAUCAAGAGACCACUCCUCAAGAUGGAUAUGGCGGGAUAUGCAGCAGUAAAAAUGCAUCACAGCCAACUAAUUUUCAAACUCAGGCUGUGGCUCUGUUGCAGGAUCUAAAACUCGCGACGCCGCGAAUUAAUGGAUUUUUUGCUGCAUCAAAGAGGCAACUGAGCAGUAAUGGUAAAGAUGCAGUUUAUGCAGUGGCUCAGUGCAUCGAAACAGCCAGCCCGAGUGGUUGUCGAGACUGCUUGAAUAUUACAUAUAGCAACAUAAAUGGCUGUUUACCUAAGGAAGAUGGAAGAGCUUAUCAUGCAGGUUGUUUUAUGAGGUAUUCAGCAACUCCUUUUUUCGCCGAUAACCAGACAACCAAUAUCAAUCCUUUUCUUGGAGAUGGAGGAGGACUGUCAAAGAAAACGAAAGCCAUUAUUGGUGGAGUUGUUGGUGGUGCCGGCCUUGUCCUUAUUCUACUUGCUUUAUUUUUAUGGUAUCAACUAAACCGAAAACCGAAGAAAGUUCAGAAAGGUGAUAUCUUGGGAGCAACAGAACUGCAAGGUCCUGUAGUUUACAGUUACAGGGUUCUAAAAUCUGCAACAAAAGACUUUAGUGAAGAAAAUAAACUUGGAGAAGGCGGUUUUGGUGAGGUGUACAAGGGCACAUUGAGUAACGGUAUCUUUGUUGCCGUCAAGAAGCUUAGUCUGAUUUCAGAUAGGGUAAAGGCGGAGUUCGAGAGUGAAGUCAGACUUAUUAGUAAUGUUCACCAUCGGAAUCUUGUGCGCCUAUUAGGUUGUGCGGACAAAGGGGCUGACCUGCUCCUUGUCUAUGAGUACAUGGCAAACGGAAGCUUAGAUAGAUAUCUAUAUGGUACCGUAAUCUUUAUCUUCGAAUGUGUGCGGAUGUUAUUGUUUCCCAAAAUUUCUUAUGGAUACAAAAUCUUCUUCACUUCUACUCUUGCAUUCAUCAAUCAAGAUCCUUUUAUCUUCAUGCUGGCAGGAGAAAAAAAAGGACUUCUCAGCUGGAAGCAGAGGUUUAACAUAAUAUUUGGAAUGGCUAGGGGUCUUGCGUAUCUGCAUGAACAAUACCAUGUUUGCAUUAUUCAUCGCGAUAUAAAAUCGAGCAAUAUCUUACUAGACGGUGAUUUUCUGCCAAAGAUUGCUGAUUUUGGAUUGGCGAAACUUUUGCCUGACGAUCGCAGUCAUUUGAGCACAAGAUUUGCUGGUACCUUGGGAUACACAGCACCAGAAUAUGCAACAAAGGGACAUUUGACAGAGAAAGUAGAUACUUACAGCUUUGGAAUUGUAGCCCUUGAAAUAAUCAGCGGCAUGAGAUGCAACACAAAAGUUGACCCUGACAGUGGGUACCUUCUUGAGCAGGCGUGCAAGCUUUAUGAGAUGGACGCACAUCUACAGUUGGUGGAUGAAACGCUGGACCCUAACGACUACGAUGCUGAAGAAGUGAAGAAAGUCCUAGAGAUCGCCAUGGUCUGCACUCAGCCACAACCUUCUGAUAGACCCACCAUGUCUGAGGUGGUUGUCAUGCUGUCAAGUGAUGUGUCAAUUGAGCAGCGUCGCCUUUCUUCUAAUAGUAUGAUGGUCGGUAUAGUUAGGAAGUUCUACAAAGAAACAGGGUCACCUGAAACCUUGUCAUCAAACUCUAAUGCCACAGUCACUAUCUCUGAUUUCACCGGCCGAUAGCUUCUUCAAUCUUUAUGUACAGCACGGUUAGCCAUCUUCUUGGAUGAUGUAAAAUACAUCUGAAAUAAUGUAUACAAUAUGCAACUAAAAGCUCCAGGAGAACUAUUUCUCAAAUAUGGCAAGUUGUAUUAAGCACUUCUCACUACCGUAUGCAGCUGGAAUAGUAUUCAGGUUUUUCGCUACAUCUUUAAGGCCGGAAUAAGGAGCAACAAGAAUUCAGUGCGAACAAAAUGCAAGCAGGUGCACACCACAAUUAUGAAAAAAGUUUUACACUUAUCUUCAAAUCAGAACUAAAUACAAUUAGGGAAACCACUUGCUAGGGUAGAACAAUCUCCAAAAUGCCAACUGAUGUUCUUUUGUGGUUUCAACCACUGAGUAGAAAAGCUUGGGUACACAGUAACUUAAAUUUUUUUUCUCAAGACCUCUUUAACAAGGCAGAAUCAUAAGAGGAAAUUCAAUAACAUACUUAUCCACCAUUUCCUUGACAUUCAAAACAAUAAUAAGUUCCAAGAGUAAGAGCUCACUUUUCUCUGUUACUUACAAAGUUCCUCUUGUAUUGCCUCCACUCCCGAACUUAUCUUUUGAUACACAUGAGCAGUUGGCACUAACUGACACGCAAAAUACAGUCAAAGAACUUGACAAUUGAUCAUCAUUAUUAAAUUUCCUCUUAUGAUUCUGCCUUGUUUUGCGAAUCGAACUUUUGGAUCUACACUGCUCGAGUAAUCUGAUCGUAUGCUUCUUCGAUUUUAGUACUCUGGAGUUUGAUUUGAAGCUUUUUUUUUUCCGACUGCAAAAAAAGGCAGGGAAAAAGAUUAAUUAAACUUCGCUGAAAUUAUGAAUAAUAGUUGAGAUCAGAAGGAGAAAUGGAUCCAGUUGUUGGUCAAGCAGAAGGAAAGAAGAUAGCAUACAGUGGGAAUCCAGUGAGGGAUAUAGAAUCUGGAUAAGGAAGUAGAUGGGAGUGGGACGCAGGGGUUUACCCCAGGAAUAACAUCCUCAUCUGGAACACUCAGGGGAUUUCACACCCCCCUAAAGCACAGAGAACUUAGAAGCUU
Molecule: messenger RNA, 3344 nt
Organism: Oldenlandia corymbosa var. corymbosa
Lineage: Eukaryota; Viridiplantae; Streptophyta; Magnoliopsida; Gentianales; Rubiaceae
Source: the annotation of a GenBank genome assembly